CCCAACAACUUCUGACUCGAGUGCCGGAGUCGACGGCUAGUGAGGUCCAUGCAGCAGUGGCUGCUGCAGAGGAAGGUCAAAGUUACUGGUCUCAGUUGCCCUUGUCAAAGAGAAGAGUACCACUCUUACGACUGAUCGAGCUGAUGCGGGUCAAUGAAAACGAAUUAGUAUGGAAUCAUGCACAUCUCUAUAAACUCCCAUCAUGUUCGCUAAUGUAUCUACUCUUUCCCAGAUCGGUGCAAUCGUGCGCGAAGUUGGAAAAACGAUUGCCGAUGCAAGGUCUGAAAUCUCGCGCGCUAUCAAUAUGAUUGAAGCUGCACUCUCUGUCACGAGCAGCAUUCUGGGAUUUCACUUCAUCAACGAAGCAACAGCAACUAGUACUAUCAACGAGCCGCUAGGAGUCUGCGUGGCAAUCACGCCCUUCAACUUCCCCUUGAUGACGCCCAUGUGGCUCGUUCCAUUUGCCGUUGCUACUGGGAAUAGUGUGGUACUCAAGCCGUCUGAGCAGGCGCCACUGACCAUGACGGUUAUUGCGAAGCUCUUUGUAGAAGCGAAGUUUCCUCGGGCCGUCUUGAACAUCGUGCAUGGAGGUCCUGCUGUGGUGGACAAGUUAAUCACUGAACCUGCCGUCAAGGCCGUCUCGUUCAUCGGAUCGGACGAGGCCGGAGCACACGUCUACAAGACCGCCAUCACCGCCAUGAAAAGGACUCAGGCCAACUGCGGAUCCAAGAAUCAUGGAGUCAUUCUACCCGAUGCCGACGUCUCUUCCACCCUGCAUGCUCUUGCAGCGAGUGCUUUCGGCGCUGCUGGUCAGCGAUGUAUGGGCCUCAGUGCCGCUGUGUUCGUUGGCGAGAGUCGAACGUGGAUACCGGCCUUGGUUGAGAUCGCAAAGCAAUUCGUCGUCGGGUCGGGUGCUACACCUGGAGUAUCACUGGGGCCCGUGAUCAGUCGCAAGGCCAAGAAAAGAGUCGAAGAUAUCAUUCAAAGCGCUGCGGAUGAUGGGGCAGACAUACUUCUGGACGGUCGUGGUGUCAAAGUCCCCGAUUUCCCUGAAGGCAACUUCAUCGGCCCAACCGUAAUAUCAAAUGUGCAGACCUACAUGGAAUGCUACCAGAAGGAGAUCAUGGGCCCGGUACUGGUUUGCCUACAAGUCGACAAUCUGGAGGAAGCUAUUGAAGUCUUGAACGAGAACAGAUAUGGCAAUGGAUGUUCCAUAUUUACGACGAAUUCUGGAAAGGCAAUGACGUUCCAGAAAAAGGUGAACAUUGGCCGUAUCGGCAUCAAUGUUCCUCUACUGGCCACUUCAGGUCAAGUCUCCAACAGCAGUAACAAGGACUCAUUCCUCGGAGACAUCAACAUUCACGGCUUCAAAGGCCACCAGUUCUUCACCACAACCAAGACAAUCGCGACACUAUGGAAAGACUGAGUUUUUGAUCGACGCAAACGACGAUUCGCUCUCCCUUGUCCAAACAGGAGAACUUCCUGCAAUCAAAGAAAGAGUCUCAAUGGAUGAAGAGUUGAGAUUCACGAAGGUGAGUCAGGGAAAGAUACUCGUUCA
Exophiala viscosa is the source of this 1558-nucleotide messenger RNA. RefSeq names its product aldehyde dehydrogenase domain-containing protein. Gene Ontology annotation, molecular function: malonate-semialdehyde dehydrogenase (acetylating, [NAD(P)+]) activity; methylmalonate-semialdehyde dehydrogenase (acylating, NAD+) activity. Gene Ontology annotation, biological process: L-valine catabolic process; thymine catabolic process. Gene Ontology annotation, cellular component: mitochondrion. Bases 203 to 1426 code for a protein of 407 amino acids. The record is from RefSeq and is a predicted model, not a curated record. Lineage: Eukaryota; Fungi; Ascomycota; Eurotiomycetes; Chaetothyriales; Herpotrichiellaceae. The transcript has 4 exons.